AUGGCCACAACCCUGAACGAUUCGCCUAAAUAUCGUAAUAGUUUAAUCUGCUGCAGCCCCAGGAGUGUGGAUGUGACUUCCAGAUCCUCGUCUUCCACGUCAGGAUGCGUCUCCGCGGAUGAGAGUUACGAUUCAAACUACAUUCCGAAGUCCAUAGCAAAUAAGAAACUCAAAAUACACAGCUCAGCUACGAAAGAGGAAGUAGAGAAAGCUAUCAACCAAUGUAAAGAGCUAGUUUUAAAUAGUCCACAGUGUUCUGAUGAACGUAAAUGGCUCGUGCGUUAUUUAGUGGAAUUGAGACUUCGUUUAGAAGAUUUGAAGGACAAUGACGGUCAGCUAAGGUCUCGCGUGGCGAUUAAGGGUCAUCACUUCGAACAACAGACAACUACUAGCAAUCGUAAACAAUACUGUGAUCAUUGCAGCGGUGUUAUAUGGAGUAUCGUUCAAAGUUCUUACAUUUGCAAAGACUGUGGAUACAUUUGUCAUUAUAAAUGUGUCGACGACAUAUGUAGAGUGUGUGCACAUGUUGUUAUGACAGAGAAGGGACAGUUCGAGAUGAAUAUAUGUCCAGAGAAGGGUUUAGCUGCUCAGGAAUACAAAUGUGCGGAAUGCAGCACACCUUUAACAUUCAAAGACUCGUGGAAUGAGCCUCGUCUGUGUGAUUACACUGGAAUGUAUUUCUGUGGAACCUGCCAUUGGAAUGAUCUAUCCCCGAUACCAGCUAGGGUUGUCCACAAUUGGGAUUGGGAGAAGAGAUACAUAUCGAGACUUGCUUACCAGAUGCUAACACUAUCUUGGUCUCGGCCCUACAUCGAUGUAGAGAAUGUUAAUUCCAAACUAUUCAGCUUCAUCGCUGAACUGGAAUGGGUGCAUAAGAUGCGGAAAGAUUUAGAAUGGAUGAAACGUUACUUGUGUGCUUGUAGUGAAGGAUCGAAUCUGUUAUCACCGUUAUUUGUUCAGCUCGGUGACGUCAAUAAGAAAUACAGCAUGUCACACUUACAAGCCAUCAACGAUGGCAGCCUUGAAACACAAUUGACCGAACUAACUGAAGUAUGCAGAUUACACAUCACUAACUGUUCAUUAUGUUCGGGCAAAGGCUAUUUAUGUGAGGUCUGCGGUAACAAUGAGGUUUUAUAUCCGUUCGACAGCGGGGCAAUAAUGUGUGAAAAAUGCAAUUCAAUGUACCAUAGAGGUUGCUGGCUGAGGAAGGGACAGAAUUGUUUGAAAUGCUUGAGAUUGGGAGAAAGAAAGAAAAAUAUUAACACAACAGAUGAUGUAGAUACUAAUUUAGAAUAUGAUAUCGAUAAAUUUGUUAAAUAA
Molecule: messenger RNA, 1320 nt
Organism: Danaus chrysippus (African queen)
Lineage: Eukaryota; Metazoa; Arthropoda; Insecta; Lepidoptera; Nymphalidae
Source: the annotation of a GenBank genome assembly